Molecule: messenger RNA, 2160 nt
Organism: Penicillium angulare
Lineage: Eukaryota; Fungi; Ascomycota; Eurotiomycetes; Eurotiales; Aspergillaceae
Product: tRNA (guanine26-N2)-dimethyltransferase
Exons: 1
Coding region: 1-2160 (719 amino acids)
Biological process (GO): tRNA N2-guanine methylation
Cellular component (GO): nucleus
Molecular function (GO): RNA binding
Source: RefSeq, a predicted model, not a curated record
AUGGAGACCUCCACCACUACCCCGAGCACACGAGUGCAAUACCAGCAAAAGGAAUACAAUGUCAUCAAAGAGGGUCUGGCGCACAUUUUGAACCCUCCGGCUCAAGAAGCCGCGUCGAAAGGGACGAAAAGGGAUCUUAAGGAGGACGACGAGUCACAGUCUGUCUUCUACAAUCCUAUCCAGCAAUUCAACCGAGACCUUAGCGUUCUGGCGAUUCGCGCAUUCGGUGAACAUGCAGUGGACAUGAGAAAACAGAAGCAGGACCGGAGAAAUAAGAAAUAUGGGGGAAAGAAUGAGAAGGGACCGGCUGGAAAGCGGAAGCGUGAAGACGAUACAGAGGAAUCACCCGCCCCGAAGCGCGUGGAAGGAGAAAAUGGAGAGAAGUCCGAGGUCGAAGCUGAAAUGACAGUUCAAGCGGCAAAGGAGAAACCCGAGGGUGAAAACGGAAGCAAGCCCGAAACCACAGCUAAGCAACCGGUCUCAGCAGAAGAGGAGAAGAAUGGUGUUGUGUUUACUGUCCUGGAUGCUUUGUCUGCCACUGGUCUACGUGCUCUUCGGUAUGCAUCCGAGCUUCCAAUGGUGUCCAAGGUGGUCGCAAAUGAUCUGUCCUCUUCUGCAAUCAAGUCUAUGAAGACAAACAUUGAAUACAACAAGCUUCAGGACCGGAUCCAGCCUAAUCUGGGUGAUGCUCGUGUAUACAUGUAUGGGCUAUCCGGGGUGGAAAAGUUUGAUGUGAUCGACUUAGAUCCGUAUGGUACCGCUGCUCCUUUCUUGGAUGCUGCAGUCCAAGGCGUCAAGGACGGUGGUCUUCUCUGUGUGACAUGUACCGAUGCCAGUAUCUGGGCAUCAACCGGUUAUUCAGAGAAAUCCUUUUCUUUGUAUGGUGGUAUUCCAAUCAAAGGUCACCAUUCGCAUGAAGGCGGUCUACGUCUUAUCCUCAACAGUGUAGCCAUGUCAGCUGCCAAGUAUGGGUUCGCCAUCGAGCCUCUGCUUUCCUUGUCUAUCGACUUCUACGCUCGUGUCUUUGUGAGAGUGUACCGCUCCCCCGCGCAGGUGAAGUUCCUUGGCGCCAAUAGCAUGGUCGUUUAUAACUGUGAUUCUGGCUGUGGUGCCUGGUCAACACAACCUUUGGCUUCGCUGAAAAAGAAGCUGGACCGCAAGGGUAGCCCACUUUACCACCACGGAUUGGCUCAGGGACCUGCCUCUGGCUCAAAUUGCGAGCACUGUGGCUUCAAGACUCAUCUCGCCGGACCCAUGUGGGCUGGGCCACUACACAACCCUCACUUUAUCCAGAAAAUACUUGCCACUCUUCCUAAACUCGACUCUCAAACUUAUCAAACCAUCCCUCGAAUUGAGGGUAUGCUCACCACUGCCCUGGAAGAGGAUUUGGACCUCACCCCGUCAACCUCCUCGAACACCAGCUCUUCAGAGACCCCGAAGGCAGAUGAUCAAUCUGCUGAAUACCCAGCCAUCAUUCCGCGACAGGACCCAGCCCUCCACGAGCCUUAUCCAUUCUACUUAAACCUCAGCGCCCUCUCAAAGGUUUUGCACUGUCACACUGUUCCAUUGGACGAGUUCCGAGGUGCCCUCCACUCAAUCGGUUACCGCUCCACACGCAGCCAUGCCAAACCAAAUGCAAUGCGCACAGAUGCCCCCUUCGCCGUCAUUUGGGAAGUAAUGCGCGAGUGGAUUCGUCAGGAGAGCCCGAUCAAGGAAACAGCUCUGAAACCCGGAACACCCGGCGCAGUCAUCAUGGCUAAAAGCCGUGACAACCUACGCAAGCUAGACGAUAAAGACCAGUGGCUAUCGCUACUAAAGACCGAUCUUCUCGCAGCAGUCGAAUCAGGCCGCGAUAUCACUGACCUAGUCACAAAGGUAGAGGCCUCUCUUUAUCGCUCUGGAUCUCGACAAGCCUGGAAGCCUUCGGCGGGUUCUUCGGAGGCUCAACCCGAGGCUCAGCCCGAACCCAGCGCUGAAAAUCAACCUCAAUCUAGCUCGGUAAAGGAUAAGACUGUUCAUCCUAGCAGUCUUGAGAUCAAAUUUGAUCCGGCUCUUGGUCGUGAGGCUUCUGCUGCUCAUUCAAAGAAGCGUCUGGUACGGUAUCAGAUUAACCCUCGCGCUAAUUGGGGACCGCUGAAUCGCGCAUCUGUCACUCAGUGA